AUGCAGACAAAGGUCCCAGUGCUUCCUCGCAUUGUCAUCACUACGCGUCCCGGUGCGGACGCCGCGCCCUCGGUACCCCCACAGCACCCUCCGGCGGUUCUGCACCAUCUCCUGACCUCUAUCCUGCUGUACGUCCUGCUAUCCUUUGUCAUCAUGCUCUUCCCUGAGCUGGUACACCGACGCGAGGGUGUCGCACGAGGAGCUCCGCGACAUCUUGCUCGACACCCCGACGGCAAGCGCGCCGAAGAGUGGAGCCGGUACUACACGGACGGCGUCCACCUCGCGGGUAAGAACUACUCCCAGGCUGCCUGGACCCGGGAGAAGUGGGCGGACUGGGGUAUUAAGUCUGAGGUUGUCGCGUACGACGUCUUUCUCAACUAUCCUGAAGACCACAGCCUCACGCUCCUCGAAAAGAAGAAGAAGAAGGAGAAGAAGGAGAAGGAGGGAGAGGAUGUCGCCGAGUACGCGUUCAACUCGGGCCACUGGGAGGUCCAGUUCAGCGCCUCGCUCGAGGAGGAUAUCCUUGACGAAGACCCCUUCACUAGCCGCGAGGACCGGGUGCCCACCUUCCACGGCUACUCUGCCAGCGGCAACGUGACGGCGCCCUUUGUCUACGUCAAUUACGGUACCUACCAGGACUACGAGGACCUCGUCCAGGCCAAUGUGACCCUCGAGGGCAAGAUCGCCAUUGCCAAGUACGGUUUCAUCUUCCGCGGCCUCAAGUGCAAGCGCGCCCAGGAGCUCGGCAUGGUCGGCUGCGUCCUGUACUCGGACCCGGGUGACGACGGUGAGGUGACCGAGGCCAACGGGUACAAGCCGUACCCCGAGGGUCCGGCGAGGAACCCUUCCAGCGUGCAGAGGGGAAGCGCACAAUUUCUCAGCGUGAGGCCGGGUGAUCCGACCACUCCUGGCUACCCUUCCAAGCCUGGUGUUCCGAGACAACCAGUAGACGACAGCACCCCCAGCAUCCCCUCACUUCCCAUCUCCUACGCCGACGCCAUCCCCAUCCUCCGCGCCCUCAACGGCCACGGGCCCAAGGCCUCCGAUUUUAACAAGUACUGGCGGCGCAACCGCGGCCUAGGCUACAAGGGCGUGGAGUACAAUAUCGGUCCCACCCCCGACAGCGUGGUUCUCAACCUUUACAACAAGCAAGAGUACACCACGACGCCCAUCUGGAACGUCAUCGGCAUCAUCAACGGCACUCUCCCCGACGAAGCCGUCAUCGUGGGCAACCACCGCGACGCCUGGAUGAUUGGCGGCGCCUCGGACCCCAACAGCGGCUCCGCCGUUCUCAACGAGGUCAUCCGCAGUUUCGGCGAGGCCGUCAAAGCCGGCUGGAAACCCCUGCGCACCAUCGUCUUCGCCAGCUGGGACGGCGAGGAGUACGGCCUCGUCGGCAGCACGGAAUGGGUCGAGGAGUUCCUUCCCUGGCUAUCCAAGGCCAACCUAGCCUACCUCAACGUCGACGUUGCCGUGAGCGGCCCCAACCUCCGCGUGUCCGCCGCGCCCCUGCUUCACGACGCCUUCCUCAAGGUCAUCGACCUCGUCCCCUCCCCCAACCAGACCGUGGCCCGCCAGACCGUGGCCGACCUCUUUAGCGGCAAGAUCUCCACCAUGGGGCGCGCCCUCCCCGGCCAAGCCAUCUACCACUACCACUCCAACUACGACACUUUUCACUGGAUGAGCGGGUCCGUCGAUCCGGGCUUCGUCUACCACAGGGCCAUGGCCCAGGUCCUCGGCCUCCUCACCGCCGAGCUGGCCAACACCCCCGUCAUCCAGUUCAAGGCCACCACGUACGCCGACGAGCUCGGCAAGUACCUCGACAAGGUCCAGGACGCCCUCGAAGCCGCCACACCUGCCGCCCACCAACAACAGCAGCAGCAGCAGCAAUCAAGCGAUGACGAGAAUGACGACAAAGAGGAGAGUGAAGAAGUUUUCCUCGCCGCCAGGGCAGUCGCCCGCAGCUCCUCCUCGGUCUCCACCAGCACCGACGCCGCCGAAAAGGUCGACGCCCAGGCCGAGUGGUGCCGCCGCCAGAUUGCCGGCGGCGGUAUCCCCUGGUGGCGCUUCUGGGACAAGAUCAAGCUCGGUAUCCUCUUCGUCAAGACCAACACGAAGUACAAGCGCUUCGAGCGCCAGUUCCUUUACGAGCCUGGUCUCGACGGGAGGAGCUGGUAUAAGCACGUCGUGUUUGCGCCCGGUUUGUGGACCGGCUACUCUGGAGCCGUCUUCCCCGGCCUGCUCGAGAGCAUCAACGCCAAAGAUUACCCCAACGCCAUCAAGUGGGCGGCCAUCAUCGACAACUGCCUUCAGGAUUCUGUCAAGCUUCUCAAGAAGUAG
Molecule: messenger RNA, 2340 nt
Organism: Parascedosporium putredinis
Lineage: Eukaryota; Fungi; Ascomycota; Sordariomycetes; Microascales; Microascaceae
Source: the annotation of a GenBank genome assembly